AUGCUAGAUAUCAAAGUCAUGCCACAAACAACAAUCAGAGUUAAAAGAAAUAAAAGAUCUUCAACUUUUGUUGUACAGAACAACUCUAUGGAGAGUGUGGGGUACAAGAUUAAGACAACCAAGCCUCGGGACUACAUAGUAAGGCCGAACAUGGGGCUGAUAGUACCCAUGCAGCAAGCAGAAGUUGAGGUUACUCUCUCUGAAAGCACUGUUCCUGACAGCAGUCAUAAGUUUCUUAUAGAAAUAUACAGGUUUGAUUGGAGAAGAUCUCUAAAUGAUUUCAAGCAGUAUCUCAGGUCCUCUUUGCCUAAACCAUGCUGGACAUCCAGAAUAGGAAUAUUGUAUGAAGAAGAAGAAGAGAGGAUUAACAAGGAAACUGUCGAAUGUUCUGAGGAUAGGGGUGUCAUUACAUUUUUUGUCCAUUUGUAUAUCCUCUUCAACGUUUUCUAUCUGUUCUAUAGAUUCUUUGAAUGA
Messenger RNA from Encephalitozoon romaleae SJ-2008, 474 nucleotides. RefSeq names its product vesicle-associated membrane protein. NCBI's taxonomy places the organism in Eukaryota, Fungi, Microsporidia, Unikaryonidae. The transcript has a single exon. The coding region runs from base 1 to 474 and encodes 157 amino acids. Gene Ontology annotation, biological process: endoplasmic reticulum membrane organization. Gene Ontology annotation, cellular component: plasma membrane; endoplasmic reticulum membrane. The record is from RefSeq and is a predicted model, not a curated record.